AUGCCUUCGGCAAUGUCUCAGUCGCCUCCACGGCUUUGCAAAUGGGAACGGCCACCGAAGACGAGUUUUGAUCUACCUUGGGCGGACAUCAAAGUGAUUGACAUAUCGACUUUCGAUGAGCCCGGCGGGAAAGAGAAGCUAGCUGAGCAGCUUGGAGAUGCGGUCCAUAAGACAGGCUUCUUCAGCAUCACAGGGACCGGUCUUUCAGACCAAGAAGUGCAGCGACAGUAUGACAUUGGCCAGGCGUUCUUUGAUUUACCUGUUGAUAAGAAGAACCUGCCGGAAUACCGCUGCGACUUUGCUAAUGGCAACUUCUUCGGGUACCGAGCUGCCCACGAGAAGAAGAUAAUGUCUACGAAUAUAACAAACAUCGAGGAGUCUUUCAAUGUUCCCAAGAUCAUCCCACAGUACGAGAACGAAGUCCGGCAUCCGUUCUUCGAACCCUAUCGUCCUGAGAUUGAAGACUUUUCCAGAAAAGCACUAAACAUAGCCAGCAAAAUCUUCACGCUCUUCUCUCUCAUCCUCGAACUCCCGCCCGAUUACUUCUCAUCACGCCACGCGUACGACUCACCCUCCGAAGACCAUCUGCGCUACAUGACGUACCACCCGCGCUCCGUUGCCGACGACGCAAAGGUGCAAAAUACCUGGUCCCGCGCGCACACGGACUUCGGCUCGCUCACGUUGCUGUGGAACCAAAACAUCGCGGGUCUGCAGAUCAAAACUUCAGCCGGUGAGUGGAAGUACGUCCCGCCCGUGCCCGGCGACGGCGGCGGCACCGGGAUAAUAUGUAACGUUGGCGACACACUGUCGUUCUGGUCGGCCGGGUACUUGAAGAGCACGACGCACCGGGUGGUGCGGCCGCCGGAGGAUCAGACACACGUGGAUCGACUGGGAUUGUUCUAUUUCGUCCGCCCGGGCGAUGAUGUAGACAUCAAGCCCGUCGCUAGUCCGCUGUUGAAGAGACUGGGGCUUGUGGGCGAGCGACAGGAGGAGGACAAAGAAAAAGUGACGGGGUUACAGUACGUCAGGGAACGGGUGAAGAGUUAUCAUAAUCACUCGGAUUAUGCGGACAUGAAGGGGAAGACCUUUAGAGUUGGGGACUUGGAGAUUGAGGAUGAAGCUGAUUGA
This is a messenger RNA of Exophiala xenobiotica, 1128 nucleotides long. RefSeq lists its product as uncharacterized. The transcript has 4 exons. Gene Ontology annotation, molecular function: dioxygenase activity. Bases 1 to 1128 code for a protein of 375 amino acids. Lineage: Eukaryota; Fungi; Ascomycota; Eurotiomycetes; Chaetothyriales; Herpotrichiellaceae. The record is from RefSeq and is a predicted model, not a curated record.